GUUGGAUAAAUUAUUCACCUGUUCCGUUUUGAUCGUUACGGACACAGCUUCAACUACCUCAUCCUCCCUGCACGGCAUGCACGAUCACCAUAACCACAACCAUAGCCAUAGCCAUAACUGCACCUGAACUAAACCACGCUCACAUGGCGUUAUCUUGGCCGCACGUGCUGCAGUUUCGGUCUCAACCUUUGCUCGGACAUGCUAACUGCGUGUUCUUCUCCGAUCUCCCCGAAUCCCGCUCUCUAGAACUCUCGUGCAGUGAUUCCUACACUCUGCUUCGCCGGUGCAAGAUCUCCGGUCAUUCUCCGGCGACGGUGAAACCGGCGGUGAAAUGCCUCAGCAGAUCUACGGAGGAGAAGCAAUGGAGCGACGCCGAAACCGCCGUAUCCGACUCGGACGAAGUUGCUGAUGAGCCGAAUGACCAGGAACGAACUUCCGCUCCGACAAAUGGUCGCUUUGAGUCGCAGAGGAUUGCUACCACUUCUUCCGGCGAUUCUCUCUCUCUCGGAAUUCGAGAACCGGUUUAUGAAGUUGUUGAAGUGAGGUCUAAUGGGAAAGUAUCAACUAGAAAAAUCAACAGGAGACAACUGUUGAAGUCAAGUGGUCUUCGUCCACGGGACAUUCGAAGUGUGGAUCCUUCAUUGUUUAUGACAAAUUCAAUGCCUGCGUUGCUGGUCCGGGAGUAUGCUAUACUUCUAAACCUGGGUUCACUACGAGCAAUAGCAAUGCAAGAUUGUGUACUUAUAUUUGACAAUAAUGGUAUAGGAGGGAAAGCGUUUUUAGAGACAUUGCUGCCUCGAUUGAACCCCAAGAUCAACAACGGAGGGCCAUCGAUGCCCUUUGAACUUGAGGUUGUUGAAGCAGCAUUGCUUUCAAGAAUACAGCGAUUGGAACAGAGAUUGAUGGAAUUAGAACCUCGUGUACAAGCUCUUCUUGAGGCAUUGCCAAAUCGGUUGACUGGUGACAUAUUGGAGCAGCUUCGUAUUAGCAAACAAACUUUGGUUGAGUUAGGUUCUAAGGCAGGAGCUCUCAGACAGAUGCUGCUUGACCUUCUGGAGGAUCCCCAUGAAAUACGCCGUAUAUGUAUCAUGGGAAGAAACUGCACACUUAGUAAAGGAAACAAUGACAUGGAAUGUUCAGUGCCUUUUGAAAAGCAGAUUGCUGAGGAGGAGGAGGAGGAAAUAGAAAUGCUUCUGGAAAAUUAUCUUCAAAGAUGUGAAUCUUGUCAUGGUCAAGCUGAAAGGCUUCUUGAUUCUGCAAGGGAAAUGGAAGAUUCUAUAGCUGUCAGUUUGAGUUCACGAAGGCUUGAGGUUAGCAGAGUAGAACUGCUUUUGCAGGUUGGAACAUUCUGUGUGGCAAUAGGUGCCCUUGUAGCAGGUAUAUUUGGCAUGAACCUGAAGUCCUAUCUUGAGGAACAUGUGUUGGCAUUUUGGCUGACAACAGCGGGGAUAAUUAUUGGUGGCAUUAUUGCUUUCUUUCUAAUGUAUUCCUACCUCAGGGCUAGGAAAAUAUUUUGAUUGGAAGAAACUUCAAAAUUAGGUGAUGUCAGGUUGUGAACAAUAGUAAGCACCCAACAAAUGCAGUGAUUUACACGACCGAUGAUCAAUCAUCCAAAAUGGCUUCGACCGUAUGCAUGAUGGUACUCACAUUACUGAGCGGUAACGAGCAUUAGUUUUUAUUCUUGUUUUGGAGAGAGAGAAGGGGGGGGGGGGGGGGGGGGGAUACAUUUUUUCUUAUUCUUGAGUUAAUAAUGUAUAUGGCUAUGACAGUCAUGACAGAUUGUCAGCCUUCUAGAGAUCGUCCGACUAUUGUCUAUGUGGGGGUGUGUCUUGUGUACACUAAAACAUUAUUCAACUUACAAUGUUAUCUUUAGGUUCAAGGCACUCCAUCAUAAAGGUAGUUGAAUGCAGACUUCAAUCAACAUUUUA
This is a messenger RNA of Glycine soja, 1928 nucleotides long. RefSeq names its product magnesium transporter MRS2-11, chloroplastic-like. The coding region runs from base 144 to 1517 and encodes 457 amino acids. Gene Ontology annotation, biological process: magnesium ion transport. The record is from RefSeq and is a predicted model, not a curated record. Lineage: Eukaryota; Viridiplantae; Streptophyta; Magnoliopsida; Fabales; Fabaceae. Gene Ontology annotation, molecular function: magnesium ion transmembrane transporter activity. The transcript is spliced from 14 exons.